AACAGGGAUGCUAUUGGGAACGACGCGGCGAUGGCGCCGAUGGCCGGCGGCGCUUCGUUUGCAUUCCACGUCCAUCCCACCUCCAUUACCUCGUGAGAGCAUGACACCAAUGCUUCGCCAGUAUUUGGAGCGUAAGCAAGAAUACCCAGGCUGCAUGCUGUUGUUUCAAGUGGGCGACUUCUACGAACUCUUCGCAGACGAUGCGCGGCGAGCUUCCCACCUACUCAACCUCACCCUUACCCGCAAGACAAAGCCCAAGGUGGGCAAAUCCCCCGAUGCCUUGGACGUUAUGUGCGGCUUUCCGCUCUCGUCCUUGCACACGUACGUUGAGAAGCUCGUACGACACCACGGCGAAAAGGUCGCCAUAUGCAACCAAGUUGAGGUACGUUCUUGUUGUCGGUAGUUGUUUCGAGGAAUGUCAUCGUGACAUUCCAACAACUCCAAAAGAGAUAUCCUGGGCCGCCACCAUCGUUUGCUUUCCCGACGACGACGUGUGCACUGCUUUAUUCAAGCUCUCGCCCAACAACGAGACAGACUCACUACCUUUGCUUGAUGAAGUAGUCGGCCUUCGCCGCCAAGCAGCGCGGCGGCGUCGGGAUGAACAGCCUCGUUCAGCGACAAGUCGUUCGCGUCGUUACGCCAGGGUCGUUGACGGAGGACUCGAUGUUGAUGCCGACGCAAAACAACUACCUCGCGGCCUUGUCACGGCCACACGAGUCGACGACAUGUCAGAUUGCGUACACAGAUAUUUCCACGGGCGAGUUUCACGUCCUGCAUGUGCAUGUGGACGACGUGGACAGUGAGCUAUGCCGGCUCCAACCGUCCGAGCUCUUGGUGCCGUCCCUUCCGAACGGCAGCGACACGGCAUGGUGGCUGCAGCGCAUUCAGAACGCCAAAGCUGCAUACUCGUGCGCCGUUACGAUACGUCCACCCCCAAACAAUGCGGCAGACAACGCUUGGGCGUCCGCCAUGAUCCGCGACUUCUUAGCGUACACACACGUCGCGUCCGGGGUGGUGGUGGCGCCGUCCACGGAUGCUUCAGACUCUUCUUCAGUGGUGUCCAAGCCCGCAAUGUCGAGUGCACGGAUGGCCGCCACGUCUGUCGUCGAAAGCAACGCCAAGCAGGAGGUGGAUCGCAUGCGGUUUGACGUGAGCGUAUGGCGGUCGCUAGAGCUGACCAAGUCUAUUCAUGGCCAGCGAAAACACACCCUCCUGGACGCCAUCGACGCCACCAAGACUGCAGGCGGCGCCAGAUUGCUCAGUCAACAUUUGGCGGCGCCGCUACUGGACGUUGCCAGCAUCAACGAACGCCUGGAUGCAGUUGAAGCCCUCGUGAAUGCGUCGCAUGUUCUUCAGAAGCUUCGAGGCCUCCUGCAGGACUGCGGAGAUGUCGAGCGAUGUUUGCAGCGCUUGUCCAUCGGCGGGACGACCGGAACGCCCAAGGAUCUCAAACGCAUCAGCGACACCGCUGUGGAAUGCCAGAACAUCCUGCCGCUCUUGAACUCGAUGACGUCACCUCUCUUGAAAACGUGUCGGCACGCGCUGCAGCAACCUCAAGUUGUGACCCUGGCCAACGAGCUCAAGGAAGCCUUGAUGGAUGAUGUGGUCCAGCUCCAUCACAAAGAUGGCUUUAUUCGGCCAGGGUACUCGGAGGAAUUGGAUGGUUGGCGAGCGCUGUGCAAUGAAGAACACGCCAUCUCAGCGCUGCAAGCGACGUAUCAGCGCAACACCGCCAACGCCAAGCUCCGCAUUGUCCGCAAGAAACUGCAGCUCGGGUGGUGUGUCGAAGUGCCGCAAGCCACCCCAGUUCACGAUGCGUCGUUUCAAUUGAUUCAAACCACGACCAAGGCCCUUCGCUACCGCACUCUCGCGCUGGACCAACUCAACCUCGACCUCCACCAUGCCAACGACCAGCGCAUGGCUGUGGAACAAGCCUUGCUAGACAAGUUCACCGCGAGCGCCGUGGCACUUGCAGCACCCCUGCAUGAGAUGGCGAGUGCGCUUAGCGUUCUCGACGUCAUGUCAUCUCACGCGCAAAUGGCUCUCGAUCAUGCGUUGGUGCGACCGACGCUGACGACGGAUGCCACGUUGGCGAUUGUGGAAGGUCGCCACUUGAUCGUUGAAUCCGUUCAUGAGCGCACGUGCCGGUCGUUUGUGCCGAAUAGCGUGCAUCUGUCGCCUCCAGCACAGAGUGCAUGGGUCAUCACGGGGCCCAACAUGGGUGGAAAAAGCACCUUCUUGCGGCAAACCGCGCACCUUGUUGUGUUGGCCCAGAUGGGCAGCUUUGUUCCAGCCACGUCGGCGACCAUUGGGGUUGUCGAUCGCUUGUUUAGUCGGGUCGGAGCGUCUGACGAUUUGGCGUCCGAUCGAAGUACAUUCAUGGUCGAAAUGCAGGAAACGGCGACGAUAUUGCACCAGGCCACGUCGCGGUCGCUCGUGUUGAUGGACGAAGUCGGCCGUGGCACGUCGGUGCAAGAUGGGCUUGCGAUCGCCCAAGCGGUCGUGGAAGAGCUGCUGGACCGCCGCGCGCGGUUGCUGUUUGCCACGCAUUUUACUGAGCUAGACAAAGCGAUUGCGCGAGACGCCCCGGUGGCGUACCACCACAUGCAAGUCGUCGCCAGUGGAGGAUCGCUGGUGUUUUCACAUCGAGUGGUUCCGGGGGUGGCGUCGGCGUCCUACGGCAUUGAGGUCGCCGCGCUGGCGGGGUGUCCUCGUCACGUCGUCGAGCGCGCCAAGGCGCUCGUGGAAGCGCGUGCGAGUCAGCCUCCAGGCAACGACCUGGCGUGAGCGACGCGGGCGGGCGACGGAGGGCGGAAAGAUGCCUGUGAACCAAUGCAAUCUCAUGCGUGCUUCUUACUUUCAUCGAGGGACCCCAGUCUCGGCCAGCCUCGAGAGUGGUGAAGACAUGAGUGCGUUGAAUGGCUCUUUCAAUUCAAUGUCGCGUUCGGUAGCCCAGGGACGUUGUACCGACCUAGCGGAGGGACUAGCUCUGCUUCCACGUCGGUCCUGCCAGAAUUUGAUUCAUUUGACACACUUCCGCACGGUUUCCAGUGUUUCAACUUGCAACAGCCAUCCAUGACUUGUAAGUGCGGUCCCAAGACCUUGUCGCCGCCAUGCCACGAAAGCUUGUACCAGUAUCAUGGCCUGCCUAAGCCCAAUGCACUCCCUCGACUUGGACUGAGUACAGAAGACGCCGCACGACGUGGCCACGUUGCUUCAUUCGCUGACAGUGACCGCUCUU
Aphanomyces invadans is the source of this 3241-nucleotide messenger RNA. Its product is annotated as DNA mismatch repair protein MutS, variant 6. Gene Ontology annotation, cellular component: nucleus. Gene Ontology annotation, biological process: mismatch repair. The record is from RefSeq and is a predicted model, not a curated record. NCBI's taxonomy places the organism in Eukaryota, Oomycota, Saprolegniomycetes, Saprolegniales, Verrucalvaceae. The coding region runs from base 598 to 2787 and encodes 729 amino acids. Gene Ontology annotation, molecular function: ATP-dependent DNA damage sensor activity; mismatched DNA binding; ATP binding. The transcript has 17 exons.